ACAAGCAAAACAAACUAUAAAUAAGAUCCUUAAGCCUAUGCUUAUCCAUGCCUAUAAAAGGUGGCAGAGAAGAACAUUAAGUGGAAGCAAAGUUGCUUGAGCUCUUUCCCGCCACUCUUCUCUAUGGAAAUCUUAAGCUCCAAGUUCUUCUUCUUUUCAACUCUCUGUCUUCUCUGCGCAUUUACCAACGCCGCAGAAAUUCGCUAUUGCGAUGAGAACGCUGACUACGAGGUUUCGGUCAAAGGGGUUGAGAUAUCUCCUGAUCCCCCUGUAAGAGGCCAGCCUGUUACAAUGAGCAUUGAUGCAAAUACUGUAGCAUUUCAUGAUUCAGAUAAAUUAUCAAAUGCGAAGCUAGUGAUUGGUGUGGUGAUUUCCGGAGCAUACAUACCUAUUGAGACUCAUGACCUUUGUGAAGUUACGAGUUGCCCUGUUUCCGGUGGUGAUUUCGUCAUUACUUAUUCACCAGUUUUAUUUCAAAUCUAUCCACCUGCUAGAUACACUGUGCAGAUGAAAUUGCUCGAUGGAAAUAACCAGUUAACUUGCUUCGAAUUUGAUUUUACUCUUGCAUUGACAUGGGUUGUUUAAGUCUAUGAUCAGGAACAAAAUCAUUGUAUUAUGUUAUAGUUGACUCUUCAUUCAGUUUAUUUUCUUAUGUGUA
Vigna radiata var. radiata (mung bean) is the source of this 658-nucleotide messenger RNA. RefSeq names its product putative phosphatidylglycerol/phosphatidylinositol transfer protein DDB_G0282179. The transcript is spliced from 4 exons. Lineage: Eukaryota; Viridiplantae; Streptophyta; Magnoliopsida; Fabales; Fabaceae. The record is from RefSeq and is a predicted model, not a curated record. Gene Ontology annotation, biological process: sterol transport. Bases 124 to 585 code for a protein of 153 amino acids. Gene Ontology annotation, molecular function: sterol binding.